Molecule: messenger RNA, 1503 nt
Organism: Mytilus californianus (California mussel)
Lineage: Eukaryota; Metazoa; Mollusca; Bivalvia; Mytilida; Mytilidae
Product: receptor-type tyrosine-protein phosphatase beta-like
Exons: 14
Coding region: 1-1503 (500 amino acids)
Biological process (GO): protein dephosphorylation
Molecular function (GO): calcium ion binding; protein tyrosine phosphatase activity
Source: RefSeq, a predicted model, not a curated record
AUGCACGGAUACUCUUGUGAAUGUGUCCCAGGAUAUACGGGGGAAAAUUGUUCCACAAAUAUUAACGAAUGUCAAUCGGAUCCAUGUCAGAAUGGAGGAAAAUGUGCCCAUGCAAUUAAUGGAUACUCUUGUCAAUGUGUACCAGGAUAUACAGGGAAAAAUUGUUCCACAAAUAUUAACGAAUGUCAAUCGGAUCCAUGUCAGAAUGGAGGAAAAUGUACCGAUGCAAUUAAUGGAUACUCUUGUCAAUGUGUACCAGGAUAUGCAGGGAAAAAUUGUUCCACAAAUAUUAACGAAUGUCAAUCGGAUCCAUGUCAGAAUGGAGGAAAAUGUACCGAUGCAAUUAAUGGAUACUCUUGUCAAUGUGUACCAGGAUAUACAGGGAAAAAUUGUUCCACAAAUAUUAACGAAUGUCAAUCUGAUCCAUGUCAGAACGGAGGAAAAUGUACCGAUUCAAUUAAUGUAUACUCUUGUCAAUGUGUACCAGGAUAUACAGGGAAAGAUUGUUCCACAAAUAUUGACGAAUGUCAACCUGAUCCAUGUCAGAAUGAAGGAAAAUGUACAGAUGCAAUACAUGGGUAUUCCUGUGAAUGUGUUCAAGGAUAUACAGGGAAAAAUUGUUCCACAAAUAAUUAUAUGGAUAUAAAAAAAUUGUUUAAUUUGCAGGAUUUAGGAUUACUUAGCCCAAAGCAUGAAAUGUAUGAAUCUCAAAUUCAAGAAAACAGACCAAAGAAUCGAUAUACCAACAUUUUGCCAUUUGACCAUUCUAUAGUAAAACUGAUAGAAAUUGAAGAUGAGCCAGGUUCAGAUUUCAUUAAUGCAAAUUACAUUCCAGGUUAUAGCUCUCCAAGAGAGUACAUAGCAUCCCAAGGACCACUACCAGCGACUCAAGCCGACUUCUGGAGAAUGGUUUGGGAGCAAAACGUCAGCAUUAUUGUAAUGCUUACCCAAUUGAUGGAAAGAGGAAGGAAAAAAUGUGAAUUAUACUGGCCUGAAGAUACCAAGGAAAAAAGAUUCUUUGGGGACAUUAUUGUAGAAGUGGAAUCAGAUUCAUUUCUCCCAGAGUAUGCACUUCGUAUCAUUGUGCUUCGGAUGGGUGAUGUCGAGAGGAGAAUACGCCAUUACAAUUACUUAGCAUGGCCGGAUAUGGGCACACCUAAAACAUCGAACAAUAUGAUAACUUUUGUUGAUACAAUAAGAAGAGAAGUGAAACCAACGACGAAUGGUCCAAUUCUUGUUCACUGCAGUGCUGGAGUUGGACGAACUGGUACAUUUAUUGUAAUGGACAUAUUACUGCAGGAACUUCGGUCUGGACGCCAAGAAGUUGAUAUAUUUGGAACAAUUUUGAAACUUCGCAACAACCGGGUGAAUAUGGUACAGACUGAGGAUCAGUAUGUGUUUAUAUUUAACUGUAUCAAAGAUUUCAUAGAAUCAUCUGCUGACUCGCCCGCUGAUUCUGAACUCUGGCACCAGAAAGGUGCUACCACUGCAGACAUGAACUGA